AUGGCGCCCGGUCCCGCCGACUCGGUCGCACAGAGGGCCUUCUCGGACGACUCAGCGCGCCACGGCGCCGUGCUCGCCCCGCGCGCCUCCGUGGACCACAAUGAGGUCACCGUGAUCCCGCCGGAGCAGCUCGCGGCCAUCGUCGCGGCGAAACUAGCCGGGCCCAGGGAGCGCAAGCAGCAACAGCAGCUGCUGCGCGCGCGCACCAUUUCCAACGCGUCCUCCUCGCAGCGCACGAUCGCGCUUUCGCGGGCGGUCUCGCUGCCGCGCGGCAAGCCGCAGCCCUCGCCCCACGCGCCGGUCGACUUUUCCGGGUUGGACGCACUCGAGGAAGACUGUUCGUCGGCGAGCCCAAGCAAAGACUACCGAAGGAGCCCCUCCAAGCCGCCCUGCGCGGCCUGCACGGGCGCCUUCGACGGCUUCAGCGACGACAUCGCGACCGCCUUGCCGUCGGACGCGUCAUCCGACGGCCGCACCUCGCUGGCGUCGCGGCCGCCGAUGUUGCAGGCACGCGCCAUCAACCACAUCAGCCGCGUGGUCACGGACGUGCGGAAGACCGCGAACUUCUACCAGCGCGUGCUCGGGUUCAAGGAGGUCGUCCGGCCCUCGUCGUUCAACUUCAACGGCGCCUGGCUGCACGGCUGCGGAGUUGGGCUGCAUUUGAUUCAGGGCAAGCCGACGGAGCGGCCUGCGGAGAUCAUUCCGAAGUCAGACCACACCAGCUUCCAGGUCGACAUGCACUUGCACCAGGUAGAAGAUAUCCUGAGUCAGCUCGACAUGCGGUACGUCAAGCAGAUCGUCCGCGAGGGAGCCUACCUCGUCACGCAGCUCUUCUUCCACGACCCGGACCGCAACAUGAUCGAGGUGUGCGACUGCGACCAGCUGCCGCUGGAGUUCAUCGCCGGUGCUGGAUGGGACGAGUCGUCGCUGGAAGAGCAGGUGCUGGGAUCGCGAAAGUUCGGCCCGUCGGGCGAUGAGCUCUCCGAGGCGACGAACCGCGCGCUUGCGUAG
Molecule: messenger RNA, 1011 nt
Organism: Pedinophyceae sp. YPF-701
Lineage: Eukaryota; Viridiplantae; Chlorophyta; Pedinophyceae
Source: the annotation of a GenBank genome assembly